AUGGAAAAUGACAUGUACAAAAUAACAUCAACCACCGGUAUUGGUAUUGGCUAUCUAAAAUGCAUCUUCGAGACACCGAAAAACAGUCAACCCAAAAUGGAAUAUCGAAACAGAAAGAUCGAGAGAAAUCCACUUGCAUCUUUGAUUGCUAUAUCUAUCUUCUGCCUCAUCAUAAUCACCACAUUCCUCUAUCAACUACAAAACUAUCUCCUUAACCCCCAGCCCUUCCAACCAAAAACCACUCACCCCAACACCCAAGACUCCAGCCCCAACAAGCUCAUAAACCCAAACCCUCUCGCUCCCCAUGAAUAUCUUGAGCCCCCUCAAGCAACUCAACAAGAAGUAAUCAAUUACUUCAAUCGCCGUUUCCAAGGAAUCCCAGAUCUACAGCAUCUAAGAAGACAAGUUCGAGAGAACAUGGAUGCGAUAUUCGCGGGUGCGAUGGUGCCCUGGCCGGAAAUUAUGCAGAAGGGGUUUGGAUAUACGACAAUGGCGGAGAUUGAUCGAGAGUUGGGAUUGCAGAGACGAGGGAGAGGUGCGGCGCAAGAUGGGAAUGCGAAUGGAGCGUUUCCUCGUGAUGGAGGUGAUACUCCGGGGUGGAUGUUAGCGCUUUUCGAACGUGGAUAUGGAUAUGGAAAUGGAAAUGCAGAUGUAGACGCAUCUACAUCCAAAAAGAAAGAAGAGGAAAAAUCCACAUGUCCGAUUUGUAUGGAUGAACUCCCUACGAGAGCCGCGAUUGCGAAACCGUGUAAACAUCGAUUUUGCACGACGUGUUUAGAGGAUUGGAUGGUGCAUUUGAGGGGGAUGGAGAGGGGAAAGGGAAAGGGGAAGGGGAAGGGAGAGGGACAGAAAAUUAGAUGUCCGGUUUGUGGAGUGCAGAUUAAGAGGGUGGUGAGAGGGGGUGGGUUGAUGGAUAGGGUUGAUCGGGCUUUGAAGAGAAGAGGGUCGGUUGAGGGGGGUUUGAGGGGGAGUGAGAGAUAG
Botrytis byssoidea is the source of this 981-nucleotide messenger RNA. RefSeq lists its product as uncharacterized. The transcript has a single exon. Bases 1 to 981 code for a protein of 326 amino acids. NCBI's taxonomy places the organism in Eukaryota, Fungi, Ascomycota, Leotiomycetes, Helotiales, Sclerotiniaceae. Gene Ontology annotation, molecular function: metal ion binding. The record is from RefSeq and is a predicted model, not a curated record.